This is a messenger RNA of Strongyloides ratti, 1275 nucleotides long. RefSeq names its product Homeotic protein ocelliless. The record is from RefSeq and is a predicted model, not a curated record. Gene Ontology annotation, cellular component: nucleus. Bases 1 to 1275 code for a protein of 424 amino acids. Lineage: Eukaryota; Metazoa; Nematoda; Chromadorea; Rhabditida; Strongyloididae. Gene Ontology annotation, molecular function: DNA-binding transcription factor activity, RNA polymerase II-specific; RNA polymerase II cis-regulatory region sequence-specific DNA binding. The transcript is spliced from 6 exons. Gene Ontology annotation, biological process: regulation of transcription by RNA polymerase II.
AUGGAUUAUGAAACAGCUGCUUUUGCUGCAGCUUAUAGAUUACCACAAAGAACUAACAAUAGUCAGGUAUUUACAACAACUACUACAACAACUUAUCAUCCUAGAAUGGGUAACGUAAUGCCAAAUUUUGUUUUUACACAUAAUGGUUAUGGAACAGCACCACAAGAUAUAAUUUCAGGUAUGUUACCAAGAAAAAGUCGUCGUGAAAGGACAACUUUCAAUCGUCAACAACUUCAGAUAUUAGAAAAUCUUUUUUCAACAACUCAAUACCCUGAUGUCUUUACCAGAGAAAAAAUUGCUGAACAAAUUCAAUUACAGGAAGGAAGAAUUCAAGUAUGGUUUAAGAAUAGACGAGCUAAAUAUCGUCAAAUGAUAAAGCAAAAAAAUGUCGUUAAAGGAAAUGAAAAGAAGGGAAAAAAUAAUAAUAAUUCAAGACAAUCUAUUUCUAAUGAUUCAAGUGACGGAAAGCCUCCUAUUCAUGAAAAAGAUGAUAUAAAAAAUAAUUCUAAAGAUUUUUUAAAAAAUGAUUCUUUGCCCUGUAAUAUUAAACAGGAAAUUCAUGAAAGUUCAAAGAACCAUCUACCAGAUGUUGAGAAGACAAAUUUUACUCAAUGUAUCAAUGGAUCAUCAUCUGAGGAUGGAGGAAAUCACUCUAAUUCUCAUUUAUUACAACCAUUUACCGUCAAUACAUUGUCAGAUCAAUCAUGGAAUAAUGGAGAUAAUAUGUCAAGUUGUACUUUUUCAACAAUAAAUUCAUCCUCAACUUUAUUAUCUCCUACAACAGUACCCCCAUCGCCAACAGGAAAUAAUAAUCAUCUCUCUGGGUCACUUUUUUCUAAUAAUGGACCAUUUGGUGGAGGAUACAAUCCGCAUACAUAUUUUUAUGCUCCAAAUCAUUAUUGUACCUCUGGAAUGGAUAGAACUUUAACAUAUACAGCGACUACUCCUAUUGAUUAUGCUAAUUUCUCUAGUAACUAUUAUAUGAGUAGUAAUCCCGGAAAUACACUUGUCAACACCUUCCUCAAAUCAGUACAAAUCUUACGUAAUGCCGCCUUUAAACAUUUACUAGGAUUCAUGAGUAAACCACGAGUGAUCAUGUUGUUAAGACUAAUAUUUGAUUUGCAAACAAGUGCUAAGAAGAUGAUUGUUUUCACACACAAUUUUACCGUUAGAAGACUAAAAAUGAAAGCUUUAAGAGAUGCCGUGAACUUUAAAAUGCCGUUAAUAGUAAUUGGUUUAACUAAUAAUCUUAUUGUAUUUUCACAUCUUUCUUGA